Messenger RNA from Lottia gigantea (owl limpet), 504 nucleotides. RefSeq lists its product as hypothetical. NCBI's taxonomy places the organism in Eukaryota, Metazoa, Mollusca, Gastropoda, Lottiidae. The transcript is spliced from 2 exons. The annotation marks the transcript as partial. The record is from RefSeq and is a predicted model, not a curated record.
CUGUCAAGUCUGAAGCUAUGUUAUCUGGGUAAUAGUGAAGGUACAAUGUCAAGUCUGAAGCUAUGUUAUCUGGGUAAUAGUGAAUGUACAAUGUCAAGUCUGAAGCUAUGUUAUCUGGGUAAUAGUGAAUGUACAAUGUCAAGUCUGAAGCUAUGUUAUCUGGGUAAUAGUGAAUGUACAAUGUCAAGUCUGAAGCUAUGUUAUCUGGGUAAAAGUGAAUGUACAAUGUCAAGUCUGAAGCUAUGUUAUCUGGUAAUAUCUGAAUCUAUGUUUUAUCUGGGUAAUAGUGAAUGUACAAUGUCAAGUCUGAAGCUAUGUUAUCUGGGUAAUAGUGAAUGUACAAUGUCAAGUUUGAAGCUAUGUUAUCUGGGUAAUAGUGAAUGUACAAUGUCAAGUCUGAAGCUAUGUUAUCUGGGUAAUAGUGAAUGUAAAAUGUCAAGUCUGAAGCUAUGUUAUCUGGGUAAUAGUGAAUGUAAAAUGUCAAGUCUGAAGCUAUGUUAUCUU